Molecule: messenger RNA, 2367 nt
Organism: Ictalurus punctatus (channel catfish)
Lineage: Eukaryota; Metazoa; Chordata; Actinopteri; Siluriformes; Ictaluridae
Gene: nkd1
Product: NKD inhibitor of WNT signaling pathway 1
Exons: 10
Coding region: 135-1505 (456 amino acids)
Biological process (GO): negative regulation of Wnt signaling pathway
Cellular component (GO): cytoplasm
Molecular function (GO): calcium ion binding
Source: RefSeq, a predicted model, not a curated record
GCGCUCUGGCUCUGUGUCGGAUGUAACCACGCGCGCGUUUCGGUCUGAUCGGGGAUCGGAAUCACGCUUUGGUUUUUUUUUUUGUUGGAUUACACCCGAUCUGAUGUUUUAUUCCUGCAGUCUGAUGCGGAGAAAUGGGUAAACUCCACUCCAAACAUGCUGCAAUCUGUAAACCGAGGGAAAGCCCGGAAGGUGAUAGUUUUGUAGUGAAUGCCUGCUUGGCGAGAAAAGGACUGGACGACUGGUUGGUUAAGCAGAAGUAUUACUGCACGAGCGCUCGUCUGGAACAGCAGGACUGUCCACAGAAAAGUACCUGCGGGGCAUCAGCGAGGGACCCUUUGAAGGAAGCUUGUGCUGAGGGUAUUAGUGAUGAGCACUGUCGUUUAGAAGUAGCCCUGCCUCCUGAGAAGAUUGACAGCUGCAGUGCAGAAGAGAAGAUGCAGGAGAAGGAGAGCUCUGCACCUACGGGUCCACACAAACAACUCCAGUUUGAGGAGUUGGAGUGUGCCGUUUCAGUAGAGGAGGAUAACAGGCAGGAGUGGACCUUCACUCUGUACGACUUUGACAACAAUGGCAAAGUUACAAGAGAGGACAUCACUAGUUUGCUGCACACGAUCUAUGAGGUGGUGGACGCCUCGGUGAACCACUCGCCCAGCAGCAGCAAAACCCUGCGUGUGAAGCUCUCGGUCACGCCCGACGCCAGCCAGAGGUGGAGGAACGGCAGUGGCACCCAUGCCAACGCAGACAUGCCACACCCUAGACUGAAGGCUGAGAAGUGCUUUGAGGAGCCUAAAAGCUCGGAGAAGAAGUCCAGAGCCCUUCUGAGGCGUCAUCACAGUGACCAUCACAACCAGCAGGGCUGCCAGAGACACUGUGUAGAUGAAAACCUGGAGAGAAGGAAUCAUUAUCUGGACCUGGCCGGCAUUGAGAACUACUCCUCUCGCUUCGGGACAGCCGCGCCCGCCGCCGAGCCGCCCAAACCCGACCACGCCUCUCGACCGUCCAACCAGACUCGCUCCCGCUCUCAGGAGCCCGAGAACGGACACAGCCACCCGCCCCACCACCAUCGGCGCUCGCACACCAUUUCAGCUGAGACCCCCGUCCUACAGGACAGCCUCUGUCUCCGCCCCCGAGCCCAGGACUCCACCCACCACUCUCAUGGCGUACGAUCACCCAAAACCCAACCUUCCUGUGGCAGAGUGAUGAAGCGAGGCCCCGCCCCUCCUCCUGCUCAACCUGUCAAAGCCGCACCCCAUCAGAGUUCUGCACCUUACCGGAGACACAAGCAGCGGCCCAGGGAGGGGCCUCCGGCGCGAGGGGCCGGGCCUCCGGGACGUGGGGCGGGGCCAGUCGUGAGUUCAGGACCGGUGAUGGAAAAGGAGCAGGUGAGGGAGCUACCCAACGUCGUGCUCUACGAAGGCGGCCUGGCGCAGGUGGUGCAGCGACACGAACACCACCACCAUCACGAGCACCACUACCACUACCACCAUUUCUACCAGUCGUAAGCGGAGCGUGAGCAUGAAGCGAAGGAAGCCGCGCAGGCCUGAGCAUGGCUGAGCCGAGACUCACAGACAGCAGGCGCCGCGUUCGCCGUGUGUCUUUGCAUGUGUAUGUAAAAAAGCAAGGACUGAACUGCAGACUAGGAAAGGGCUAUAUCUCUCUCUCGGUUUUCUCUUCCUCUUGGAUCACUUUAUUGCUCGUGCUCUAAUAUACGUUACGAACGCGGUCUCGAGACAUGUCAUGGGAUUUGAGGUCGUCGACCCCCCCCCCCCCCCCUUCCCGAAAUCAUGUAAAAAUCCUGCGUAAAAUAUAAAUUAUGUGAACCCUUAAAAGGGUUACGACUGUUAAAUGAAGUAUCGUGAGCUAUGAAGGAAAGGGAGAAUGUGUGUGUGUGUGUGUGUAUGUAUGUAUUAUGUAUGUAUGCAUGUAUGUACAGUAUAUGUGUGUGCCUAAAUUGCCUACGGUGUCUUUUUUCGACGCCGAUCCUGUGUUAUUGCGACUCGAUAACCACUUGAAAAAGCACUUGCGGUGCGCCUCCAUUCAUUCUGCAAAGGACAGACGGAUCAGAACCGGUUCCGUUCAUGCAAUACAGGACUCGGCUUCAGAGACUGCGAGGAAAAAAAGAACGAAAGGUGGGGAAUGAAGAAGGUGAAAGAAGAAAUCCUAAUCUGCUGCUACCUCUAGUGUUAUUAUAAUUGUUGAGGGGAAAAAAAAAAAAAAAACGAUCAUUUGGAUAGUGUUUUUAAUUUUGGAUUAUUUUGUACACCACCACUCUCCAGUUCCGCUCUCCGUUUUUAAAAUCGCAUACAUAUGCUACAGACUUUGUUGUAUGUACCCGUUUAACAAAAAUAUACCGUCGACAUCGUA